AUGACUCAAAAAUUGAAUCUCCAUUUGAGAGCAGAGACCAAGCCACUCGAAGCCAGAGCUGCUUUGACUCCAACCACCGUUAGGAAGUUGCUUGCCACAGGUAAGUUCAACAUUUUCGUGGAAAAGAGUAAGCAAUCUGCUUUCAGUACCGAAGAAUACAAAGAGGCAGGCGCUCAGAUUGUUGAGGCUGGUUCUUGGGUGAAUGCUCCUAAGGGAACAAUUGUUAUUGGCUUGAAGGAACUUCCAGCUGAGAGUUUCCCAUUGAAGCACGAGCAUAUUCAAUUUGCUCACUGCUACAAGAAUCAAGAAGGCUGGCAAAAGAUUCUAGAACGUUUCCCACUUGGAGGAGGUAUUUUAUACGAUUUAGAGUUCCUCCAGGAUGGACGUGGACGCAGAGUCGCUGCAUUUGGUUUCUAUGCUGGUUUUGGAGGUGCUGCUGUUGGAUUGGAGGAUUGGGCCUUCAAGCAAUUGUAUCCUGAAAGUGCAGAUCUUCCAGCUCUUAGCCCAUACAAGAAUGAGGACAUGAUGGUGGCUGAUGUGGCUGGACUUUUGUCUCAGGCAGUCAAGGCCAAGGGAAGAUAUCCUAAGGUUCUUAUAAUUGGAGCUCUGGGACGUUGUGGAUCCGGUGCAGUUAAGAUGUGCAGAAGAGCUGGUCUUCCGGAGGAGAACAUUCUUAAGUGGGAUAUGGCUGAGACCAAGAAGGGUGGUCCAUUCAAAGAGAUUGUUGAAGCUGAUGUUUUCGUCAACUGUAUCUAUUUAAACAAGCCAAUUGCACCAUUUGUUACCUUGGACAUGCUCAACGAUGAAAACAGAAAUCUUAGAACUAUCGUUGAUGUUUCGGCGGACACUACAAACCCAUACAAUCCAGUGCCUGUUUACCAUACUACUACCGACUUUGAUAAACCAACUGUGACGGUGCCAACUAAGAGAGGACCAAAGAUUUCUGUUGUUUCGAUCGAUCACUUGCCUUCUCUUCUUCCAAGAGAAGCUUCUGAGUUCUUCUCACAUGACUUGCUUCCUUACUUGAAACAGCUUCCGGAAAGAAGUCAUGCUCCUGUCUGGGUUCGUGCUAAGAAGAUCUUCCAGCAUCAUGUGAGCAGACUAAACAAGUCCAAGCUAUGA
Molecule: messenger RNA, 1122 nt
Organism: Brettanomyces bruxellensis
Lineage: Eukaryota; Fungi; Ascomycota; Pichiomycetes; Pichiales; Pichiaceae
Gene: LYS1
Product: Saccharopine dehydrogenase
Exons: 1
Coding region: 1-1122 (373 amino acids)
Cellular component (GO): cytoplasm
Molecular function (GO): saccharopine dehydrogenase (NAD+, L-lysine-forming) activity
Source: RefSeq, a predicted model, not a curated record